Molecule: messenger RNA, 894 nt
Organism: Entelurus aequoreus (snake pipefish)
Lineage: Eukaryota; Metazoa; Chordata; Actinopteri; Syngnathiformes; Syngnathidae
Exons: 2
Coding region: 10-720 (236 amino acids)
Source: RefSeq, a predicted model, not a curated record
CUUGAAGAAAUGAAAAAAGAAAUGAAAGAAAUGAAAGAAGAAAUGAAAGAAUUGAAAGAAUAUCUGAGAAAAGUAACAACAGAACACCAACAAGAUGUGAAAAGUCUGCAGGAAAAUAUAGAAAAUCUGCAAUCUCAGAACAACAGAAGAAAUAAUGAAGCCACUGAAUUGGGCAAACGAAUGAAGACCCUUCAAGAAGACAACAACAUGUUGAGGAAUAUCAUAGAUGAAAUGGAUCAGGACAAACGAAUGAAUGAUAUCAUCGUGACUGGGCACCGAAUUAAACCAAGAUCCUAUGCGAAAGCUGUGAAUAAUGAAGGUGAACCAGAUGAAAUGGAUAUGAUCUCAGCAGAACAGCAAGUGGUCAACUUUCUGCAAUCAAAGGAAAUUGAAAAUGACAUUAAUACCAUCGAAACAUGCAUCCCACUGAACGGAAGAAACAACAACGCCACUCCAGUCGUGCUCGUGAAACUCGUAAACAGAAAAUCUAAAAUGGCAUUGCUGAGACAGGGAAAGAAGCUGAAGGGAACAAAUGUGCACAUGAAUGAGCAUCUCACAAAACGCAAUGCUGGAAUCGCCAAGAAAGCACGCGACUUGAGAAAGCAGGGAAAAAUCCAGGGAACUUGGAGCACCAACUGUAAAAUCUACAUCAAGCUGAAUGGAGGUCCAGAAGCAAGAGUAAUUGUUGUCCAUGACAUCAAGGACCUGGACAAUUUUUAAAGUUUACACAGCUACCAAAACAACGAUGAUAAUGGACUCUGACAGAAAACAAACACCCAAAUUCAGCAUCGACACUACUAUGUUCCAAGGGACGACUAAACAAGAGGACCUACAUUCAGGAUUUCAUCCACCUACACUUAUUGAGAUUAUUGAAACAACAUCAAAGAUUGUUGA